AUGCCCGAGGCCGCCAAGAACGACGCCGCGUCGGAGAUCACGGAGCAGGAGUACCGCAAGAUCUCGUCGCGGCCGCACCUGAAGCACAACGACAUGACCGCCGAGGUGUGUACGGAGACCAUCGAGAUCAUCACGAUGGCGUGCGACAAGCACGUGCCCGUCAAGAACUACGAGGCCGCGGCGCAGCUCAUAAAGCAGAGCAUGGACAAGAAGUUCGGCUCGUCGUGGCACUGCUUCAUCGGCGAGGGCUACGGCUUCGACAUCAGCUACCAGCAGCGACACAUGCUCUACCUCUACGUGGGCGAUAUUGGCGUGCUCGUCUACAAGUGCUAG
Messenger RNA from Phytophthora sojae, 333 nucleotides. RefSeq lists its product as hypothetical. Gene Ontology annotation, cellular component: dynein complex. The transcript has a single exon. The coding region runs from base 1 to 333 and encodes 110 amino acids. Gene Ontology annotation, molecular function: dynein light intermediate chain binding; dynein intermediate chain binding. Lineage: Eukaryota; Oomycota; Peronosporomycetes; Peronosporales; Peronosporaceae. The record is from RefSeq and is a predicted model, not a curated record. Gene Ontology annotation, biological process: microtubule-based process.